Messenger RNA from Trichoderma reesei QM6a, 914 nucleotides. RefSeq lists its product as uncharacterized. Bases 300 to 914 code for a protein of 204 amino acids. NCBI's taxonomy places the organism in Eukaryota, Fungi, Ascomycota, Sordariomycetes, Hypocreales, Hypocreaceae. The record is from RefSeq and is a predicted model, not a curated record. The transcript is spliced from 3 exons.
UGGCAAGCCUCUGGCUCUUCCUUUUUCCUCCCUCCCUUCCCGCCUUUGACCCAGUAAACCGAGAACAAAAAAUCCUUGACCGACCGGGGCUGCUGUUUUCUUCCUCCUUCUCACAACUCCAUCACCCGCAUCCGCAUUCAGCAUCAGCAUAAUAGCCCGUCUUCUCUGACGCCCAUCGCCCGCCUCGCGUUUCGCAGCCUCUGCCCCCGUUCUUGGAGUUUUGCCUCGUCUGCGGUCUUUGUGCCCUGCCUCUUUUUCUUAUUAUCUCUUAACUUGAUACCCCCAAACCGACGCUCAAGAUGCGAUCCUCCGCUGUUCUCGUUGCCGUCGCCGCUGCUCUGGUGUCGGCCCAGGUCCCGACCUACAAGAGCUCUCUUAACAUGACUAUUGAUCCCAACACUGUUGCCCAGCAGCAGCGAGCCGUUUGGUGCCAGGCCCAGACCAACACCUGCCAGGUUCUUUGCGACAACAACGCCGAUGACAACGACUGCGACCAGGCUACUCUCAAGUACGACUGCACGUGCGCCUCCAACAGCUCGGCUCCUGGUCUCCAGUACUACACCCAGACGCUGCCCACCUUCAUCUGCGAGCAGCUCUACGCCAACUGCAUUCAGACCAACGCCGGCAACCAGGACGGUCAGCGUGCCUGCAAGAAUAACAUCCAGAAGCUGUGCGCCACCCAAAACCCUCCCACCGCCGCCGAGAUCAGCAGCGCCGAGGACCAGAGCACCGCGGCCGCCACUGCCACCACCAAGGCUGCCUCUACUCACCAUGCCGCGACAACCACUGGCGCCCAGACUGCCAGCAGCGCCGCCCAGUCGACCACCUCCAGCGGCUUCGCUGCUGCUACCCUGGGCCCUGCUGGCUCUGGUGCCUUUGCCAUCGCUGCCGGUAUCAUGGCCUACAUGCUCUAG